AUGGGCAAGUCAAGAGAUCUUCGGUCAUCCAGAAAGCAUGUGAACCAUCGUCGUGAUGAGUAUUGAGAUGACAAACACUACUAAAAAGUCCACUUAAGAACCAACUGGAAAGAUAAUUCGUUUGGAGGCGCAUCUCAUGCUAAGCGCAUUGCACUUGAAAAAGUUAGCAUUGAGGGUCAGCAGCCUAAUUCUGCUAUGCGUAAGUAUUGUGCAAGAGUGCAGCUCAUCAAAAAUGCUCAGAAAAUCGCCGCAUUCAUCCCAGGUGACGGUAGCUUGGUUGCUGGUUUCGGUCGUAAAGGACACGACGUGGGUGAUAUUCUCGGUGCACGUUUCAAGGUGGUUAAAGUUUCGAACGUUUCAUUGCUUGCUGCUUGCAUGUACAAGGAGAAGAAGGAGUGUUCGAGGUCGUAA
Molecule: messenger RNA, 411 nt
Organism: Anastrepha obliqua
Lineage: Eukaryota; Metazoa; Arthropoda; Insecta; Diptera; Tephritidae
Product: 40S ribosomal protein S23-like
Exons: 2
Biological process (GO): translation
Cellular component (GO): ribosome; cytosolic small ribosomal subunit
Molecular function (GO): structural constituent of ribosome
Source: RefSeq, a predicted model, not a curated record